This is a messenger RNA of Pocillopora damicornis (cauliflower coral), 1946 nucleotides long. Its product is annotated as sodium- and chloride-dependent taurine transporter. Gene Ontology annotation, biological process: sodium ion transmembrane transport; amino acid transport; nitrogen compound transport. The record is from RefSeq and is a predicted model, not a curated record. Lineage: Eukaryota; Metazoa; Cnidaria; Anthozoa; Scleractinia; Pocilloporidae. Gene Ontology annotation, cellular component: plasma membrane.
AUGCAGCUGGCGGGAAUCAUGAACUUCGAUAAAGUCCCUGCACGCUGUCAGUGGAGGCAGUUGAGGCUCUCAGCCCUAGAAAUAAAAAUGAACGGCAUGAUCGCAGGAAGGCUUUUUUCCGUGCAUUUCUCUGGCAUUGGAUGGGCAAGUGUUAUCAUCGUUCAGUUUUUAAACAUAUAUUACAUCGUCAUCCUCGGGUGGGCUCUGUUUUACAUGUUCGCGUCUUUCCAAUCCAAGCUUCCUUGGUCUCGCUGUGGCAAUGAAUGGAACACACCGAAUUGUGUUGACUAUAUCACAUCUGAAAAAGGCUCCAGUAUAGCCAAUACUACAGUCAUACCAACCGUAAUGGCGAACAUGUCGAACAUGUCAACAGUGCCAACUGCAGUGGCAAAGGCAGCUAAAGUGUCUGCGAGUGAGGAGUAUUUUGAACAUAGAGUUUUAAAGCUGAGCACUGCUUUGGAUGAACCCGGCAUAGUAAACUGGGAUGUAGCUUUGUGUCUCUUGUUGGCUUGGAUUAUCUGUUACCUCUGUGUUUUCAAAGGUGUCAAAUCCACAGGAAAGGUGAGGGAGCUGUCCAGGACUUGCAUUCAUCGCUUACCCAGAAGCCGUUGCUCAGAUGCCUUUGGCCCCUCUAUGGUCGGUGCUGUUUUUCUUUAUGGUCUUCUUGCUGGGACUCGACAGCGAGGUAUUAGAUUUGUGGGCAUUGAGGGAUUUGUAACAGCCAUUGUGGACCUGUUCCCCAGACACUUAAGGCGUGGUUAUCGUAAAGAGAUGUUCAUCGCAUUUAUGUGCUGUAUCUGGUUUCUCAUUGGUUUGUCCAUGGUUACUAAGGGUGGGAUGUACGUCUUUCAACUAUUUGACAAUUACUCGGCCAGUGGCUCUGCUCUUUUGUGGAUCGCCUUGUUUCAAAGUAUUGCCAUUGGUUGGAUCUACGGUCCAGGACUUGCAUUCAUCGCUUAUCCAGAGGCCGUUGCUCAGAUGCCUUUGGCCCCUCUAUGGUCGGUUCUGUUUUUCUUUAUGGUCUUCUUGCUGGGACUCGACAGCGAGUUUGUAGGCAUUGAGGGAUUUGUAACAGCCAUUGUGGACCUGUUCCCCAGACACUUAAGGCGUGGUUAUCGUAAAGAGAUGUUCAUCGCAUUUAUGUGCUGUAUCUGGUUUCUCAUUGGUCUGUCCAUGGUUACUAAGGGUGGAAUGUACGUCUUUCAACUAUUUGACAAUUACUCGGCCAGUGGCUCUGCUCUUUUGUGGAUCGCCUUGUUCCAAAGUAUUGCCAUUGGUUGGAUCUACGGUGGUGAACGUUUCUAUGACGAUAUGGAGAAUAUGAUUGGAUUUCGAAUUAACCCGUGGCUCAGGUGGUGCUGGAUGAUAUUCACACCUAUUUUCUGUUUGGGUGUCUUCAUUUUCAGUCUAGUGACGUACUCGCCUCUAGAAUACAACGGUUACAAGUACCCUGACUGGGGAGAAACCAUAGGCUGGAUCAUGGCUUUGUCUUCAAUCGUGUGCAUUCCAAUUGUGAUGAUAUACAAGUUGGCCACAACACCAGGCUCUCUAAGAGAACGUUGGGAUACCCUGACCACGCCCAGUCUAAAGAAUCAGUCUCCAGAGGCCAAAAGGCACGACUUCUCUCAGGCGUCUUACAAACUCCAAACCACGGCAUCGCUUUGAGGGCAUAUACGUAUGAUUUGGUUUUCCUCAGCUAUAGUGUUUAUUGGGACUUUUCACAAACCCUGUACCUGUUUAUUUUAAUCAUUGUAGGAACCGUCAGGCAACGGUCAUCCUUUUGGAAUAUAUUUACAUACAAAUCCUCAAUUGUAUCAAAUAUUCGUAUUAAUUUGUUCAAACAAUAAUGGUGUUAACGGAAUAUUUUUCAUGUUACCUUUAUUACUUCCAUUACUUACAUGAAUAUAAUGAUAUGAAUAUUGUCAUUAAAUUUCAAAAUUGAAAGA